Gracilinanus agilis (Agile Gracile Mouse Opossum) is the source of this 1064-nucleotide messenger RNA. RefSeq names its product FERM domain containing 3 (gene FRMD3). The transcript is spliced from 2 exons. Lineage: Eukaryota; Metazoa; Chordata; Mammalia; Didelphimorphia; Didelphidae. The record is from RefSeq and is a predicted model, not a curated record. Bases 4 to 729 code for a protein of 241 amino acids.
AAUAUGGUGAAAUGUCUGGUGAAGAUCCAGACGCGGAGAAGCCUCCACUUACACAUGGUUAACCACUGCAGCAAUAAUAUCUUUGUGCGGCUGCUGAGACACGGCGCCAGGAUCACAGCGAGAAAUGUGGGUAUUCCGUUGCUGAGAGAAGAUGACAGCACAGCCCCUGUGAUAUCUAGCUCGCCAAUAAAGAGCCUUAGAGAAUAUGGGGACUUCUCAAGGGAGCAUGAAGAGAAAAUCAAAGAGGAACCUUUGGCCAUCUCAGAACUGGUCUACAACCCCAGUACCAGCCUGCUUCCCACUCCGGUCGAUGAGGAUGAGAUUGACAUGCUCUUUGACUGUCCUUCCAGGCUUGAAUUGGAAAGAGAAGACACGGAUUCAUUUGAGGACCUCGAAGCAGAUGAAAAUGCUUUUUUGAUGGCUGAGGAAGAAGAACUAAAGGAAGCCAGGAGAGCUCUGACAUGGAGCUAUGACAUUUUGACAGGCAACAUCCAGGUGAACCCAUUUGUCAAGAGUUUCUCCAGGCUCCUUGUUGUGGGUCUGGGACUGUUACUAUUCGUGUUCCCUCUCCUCCUCGUCCUUUUGGAGUCGGGCAUCGAUCUGUCCUUUCUUUGUGAAAUUCGUCAGACACCAGAAUUUGAGCAGUUCCACUAUGAAUAUUACUGUCCUCUCAAGGAGUGGGUAGCAAGAAAAAUAAACUUCAUCCUCUACUUGUUGGGUUGCUCAUAAAAUUAACAUAUUAUGUGACUAAGGGCUAUAUUCAAUACUAGCUUUUUUUUUUUUUUUAAAAAGCAAUUGCCUGGUUUUUAGAAGGGUCAUGGGGCCAUCAGCAGGUAGUUCUUUUCUUUCUUCUUCCAUAUAUAACAGACUGUUCAACUGCUUAAGUUAGCUUUUCAUAAUUCAAUACACUUAAAUAAGUUAAAAAUCAAAUAAAACAUUAUUUUAGUUAUAGGCCAGAAUGGUGGCCCUACUUAAGUAACCAAAAAGAUAUUUAUUUUUAUUGCAUUGUAGACUUACUUGCUUACCUGCUGUACCAUACAACAUUAUGCAGAGCUAACUUUUUG